GAGACGCCGAAUCUUGGUUCGUGUAACCGUAGAGCUGGACUGGCACUGAGGGAAGUCCAGUCUGGUCUGUUCUCAACUGCAGCUUAGGCAUGGGGACCUUUGAUAGCUCAUGUCACGAGUGCUUUGAGCGCAAAGAGCGGUGGUAUGAGAUCGGACCCACGGAUUUGCUGGAGCGUAAAGGCUCUCUAACUCUCCGCUCUCAUGACAAGAAAUACUCAGAGCCAGUGUUGGUGUAUUCCUGGCACCGUAACAGAGAAGCCUUCCCCAAAGAUUAUGAUAUAGAGAGUCCUGAUACGGUGAAAAAUCUGUGUAUAUCAACAUACAAGCGAUUUGGAAGUGACAGUCCAAGGUGGAUGUCCGAAGCACGAGAACAGAUGUCCCAAGUUUUUGUAAACAAAGACUUGGUGGAGAAGAAGAAAACGGGCUUGCUAAAUGACGACACACUAUGCUCUGGGAUUUUGGAAAGGGACCCUGAAUUGCCUCCUACGGGCUUUCGGGAUGUUCCGAUGGAAUCUGCACCAGAUCCGAGAAAACCGUGUUUUUCGACAACGUACUCUGAAGAUUUUGCUCCACAGUAUGAAUAUCCACCACCUGCCUGUCCACGCCAAGAAGAGUAUUCCAUAGUCCACAGGAAGUGCCGUUCUCAGUUCACAGACCUCAAUGGCUCCAAAAGAUUUGGCAUCAACACAUGGCAUGAUGAGAGUGGGAUUUAUGCUAAUUCAGAGGCAAAACAAAAACUCUACGCAUUGGCUAGAAAUCCUAUUGUCCCACUUUAAGAAGCAAUGUAUACAAUCAGACCCUCAAGCUAAUGAAAAAUAACAAAUGUAGUAGUUAAUAAUUUUCAUAAUAAACACAAAGACUUCCAAAUC
Molecule: messenger RNA, 869 nt
Organism: Mus pahari (shrew mouse)
Lineage: Eukaryota; Metazoa; Chordata; Mammalia; Rodentia; Muridae
Gene: Cfap95
Product: chromosome 1 C9orf135 homolog
Exons: 6
Coding region: 90-776 (228 amino acids)
Cellular component (GO): plasma membrane
Source: RefSeq, a predicted model, not a curated record